UUCUACCAACAACCGCAUCCUAGUCGAGUCAUAACAAUCUUCCAAAUAUAUCAUUUUGACCAUAGCAUAAGUAAAUUAAUAAUAAAAGGCUGACCAGCCUCUCUUUGGACUCUUGGUUUUCUCGUUAACCUCCAACAAAUUACAAAAUAAGCCGUAGAUGUUUUGUGAAUUAUAUUUUCAUGGAGGAUAACAAGGUUUUCCAACCUCCCGAAGAUUCGGUGAAAAUGGGCGAUUAUGCACCGAAGAGGGGUUUUUGCCCAAAACGACCAUGAUAGAACCGGAAUGAUUCAACUGGCCGAAAAAGCCAGACGAGACGUGAAGUGACAUACAACACCAACGUGGAUACUUGCUGGCUAAUUUGCUAGCAACAGUCCAUAGAUUGCUAGUUCGUCACUAACGUUACAGUACUGCUAGCUAACCAUCUCCUGAUUCGGAUCGAUCAGCUACUGCAGCUAACAUCACCAGCGUUGUUGCUAAUGUUACUUAUACUUAAGCUAGCCUGCUGCCUAAAUUAGCUAGCUUUUUGCCACCAACAACGACGCCAGUUCAUUUUUGGAAUAAUUUUCUGGCAACGCCAGCUACAGUAGGUAGUUAGCAUUUCAGUUCCGUGACUUUAUUGUCGCGAAUAGAGUGUAUUUUUAAUGAUCGUGGGGUAGAAAGGGCAAGCCUAAUUUGCUACUGCCUCGGCAGCUGGAGACGGUUAUCAACAUCUGUACACAGCCGAUGCAAUGUUAGCUGUUUUGGUAGAAGAAUGCUCAUUGGAUGGAUAUUCUGAGGCAGUGGGCCGCACAGAAUAUUGCACCUCUCAGUUCAAAUUGCGGGCCUCAAUAUACAGUACUGUUUUGAUGUGAAAAGUGGCCGUUAAAACACAUCGCUCGCUGGCUGGAAGAUAGCGCACGAAGACGGGCAGCUGAAGCCAUGCAAGCGGCCCAGGUUCAGUACGACUUUUUCAGCGAGGAGAACGCACCGAAAUGGCGGGGGCUGUUGGUACCAUCUCUGAACAAGGUGCUGAGCCAGGUGCAUCCCAAGCUGUCGUCCCAGGAGGAGGCGCUGCAGUACAUCGAGGAGCUCAUCCUGCUACUGCUCAGCAUGCUCUGCCAGGCGCAGCCACGCAGUGUGCAGGACGUAGAGGAGCGAGUACAGAAGAGUUUUCCCCACCCCAUUGAUAAGUGGGCCAUUGCUGACGCCCAGGCAGCAAUCGAAAAGAGGAAGAGGAGGAAUCCACUGGCCCUGCCUGUGGAUAAGAUCCACCCGCUGCUGAAGGAGGUACUAGGGUACAAAAUUGACCACCAAGUCUCGGUGUACAUUGUGGCGGUGUUGGAGUACAUCUCAGCAGACAUCCUGAAGCUGGCAGGGAACUACGUGAGGAACAUUCGCCACUAUGAGAUCUCGCAGCAGGACAUUACGGUGGCAAUGUGUGCGGAUAAGGUUCUCAUGGACAUGUUCCACCAGGAUGAGGAGGACAUCAGUGGUUUCCCCCUGAUGGACGAGGAGCCUUCUGCCAGUGAGGAGCAGACCUACUACGACCUUGUCAAGACCUUCAUGGCAGAGGUCCGGCAGUACCUGCGUGAUCUUAACCUCAUCAUCAAAGUUUUCCGCGAGCCCUUCGCCUCCAAUGCCAUGCUUUUCUCCCAUCACGACGUGGAGAACAUCUUCAGCCGCAUCGUUGACAUCCAUGAGGUCACACUCAAGUUGCUGGGCCUCAUCGAAGACACAGUGGAGAUGACCGAUGAGGGGAGCCCACAUCCGCUGGUGGGCAGCUGCUUUGAAGACCUGGCCGAGGAGCUGGCCUUCGACCCCUACGAGUCGUAUGCUCAGGACAUCCUACGGACUGGUUUCCACGACCACUUUCUCAGCCAGCUGUCCAAACCGGGAGCCGCCUUCUACCUCCAGUCUAUAUGCGAAGGCUUUAAGGAAGCAGUCCAGUACGUCCUGCCCCGGCUGCUCCUGACUCCCGUCUAUCAUUGUCUCCACUAUUUUGAGAUCUUAAAGCAACUGGAGGAGAAGAGCGAGGAUGAGGAAGACAAGGAGUGUCUGAAGCAGGCCAUCACGGCAUUGCUCAACCUACAGAGCAGCAUGGAGAGGAUCUGCUCCAAGAACAUGGCCAAGAGGAGGUUAAGCGAGUCGGCCUGCCGCUUCUACAGCCAGCAGAUGAAGGGCAAGCACCUAGCCAUCAAGAAGAUGAACGAGAUCCAGAAGAACAUUGAUGGCUGGGAGGGCAAGGACAUUGGCCAGUGCUGCAAUGAGUUCAUCAUGGAGGGCACGUUGACACGCGUGGGUGCAAAGCACGAGCGCCACAUAUUCCUCUUUGACGGCCUGAUGGUCUGCUGCAAGUCCAACCACGGCCAGCCACGCCUGCCCGGCGCCUCGUCUACCGCUGAGUACCGCCUCAAGGAGAAGUUCUUCAUGCGCAAGGUGCAGAUCAAUGACAAGGACGACAAAGAGGGCGAAUACCGGCACGCCUUCGAGAUCAUCCUUAAGGACGGCAACAGUGUGGUGUUUGCUGCCAAGUCGGCUGAGGAGAAAAAUGGCUGGAUGGCUGCACUCAUCUCCCUGCAGUACCGCUCAACGCUGGAGCGCAUGCUGGACUCUGCUAUGCUGCAAGAGGAGAAGGAGGAGCAGAUGAGGCUGCCUGGGGCAGAGCUCUACCGGUUUGCCACGCCUGACUCCGAGGAGAAUGUGGUGUUCGAGGAGAACGUGCAGUCCAAGUCAGGCAUUCCCAUCAUCAAGGCGGGCACGGUACUCAAGCUUAUCGAGAGGCUUACCUUCCACAUGUAUGCAGAUCCCAAUUUCGUCCGAACAUUUCUAACAACGUACAGGUCUUUCUGCAAACCUCAGGAGCUGCUGGGCCUUCUCAUGGAGAGGUUUGAAAUUCCCGAGCCCAAGCCCACAGAGGCAGACCAGAUGGCUAUAGAGAACGGAGACCAACCGCUCAGCGCUGAACUGAAGCGAUUUCGUAAGGAGUUUGUCCAGCCAGUCCAACUCAGAGUACUGAAUGUAUGCCGCCAUUGGGUGGAACAUCACUUCUAUGACUUUGAGCGGGAUGGCCAGCUGCUCAAACGUCUGGAGGAGUUCAUCGCGUUGGUGAGAGGCAAAGCCAUGAAGAAGUGGGUGGAGUCCAUAACCAAGAUCAUCCAAAGGAAAAAGCAGGCGCAGGCCAACGGGCCCAGCCACAACAUCACCUUUGAAAGCUCACCACCGCCCAUCGAGUGGCACCUCAGCAAGCCCGGGCAGACGGACCAGUUUGACCUCAUGACCCUCCACCCCAUUGAGAUCGCCCGUCAGCUCACACUGCUCGAGUCCGACUUCUACAGGGCGGUGCAGCCGUCAGAGCUUGUGGGCAGUGUGUGGACGAAGGAGGACAAGGAGCUGAAUUCUCCAAACCUGCUGCGCAUGAUCCGCCACACAACCAACCUCACACUGUGGUUUGAAAAGUGUAUUGUGGAGACCGAGAACCUGGAGGAGCGGGCGGCGGUGGUGGCCCGCAUCAUUGAGAUCCUGCAGGUGUUCCAGGAGCUCAACAACUUCAAUGGUGUGCUGGAGGUGGUCAGUGCCAUGAACUCUUCACCAGUUUACCGGCUAGACCACACCUUUGAACAAAUUCCAAGCCGACAACGGAAGAUCCUGGAGGAGGCCCAUGAAUUGAGCGAGGACCACUACAAGAAGUACUUGGCAAAACUACGCUCUAUUAAUCCCCCCUGUGUGCCCUUCUUUGGGAUUUACUUGACAAAUAUCCUGAAGACAGAGGAGGGCAACCCAGACUUCCUGAAGAGGCACGGCAAAGAGCUGAUCAACUUCAGCAAGCGACGGAAAGUGGCCGAGAUCACUGGCGAGAUCCAGCAGUACCAGAACCAGCCCUACUGUUUACGUGUUGAGAGCGAUAUCAGGAAGUUCUUUGAGAACCUGAACCCAAUGGAGGACAAGGCAGAGAAGGAGUUUGCUGACUACCUGUUCAACAAGUCGCUGGAGAUUGAGCCUCGCAAUGCCCGGUCGUUGCCUCGAUUUGUGGGGCGGCGCCCCAGCCGCCUUUAUGGAAGCCACGCCCCCGCUUUUAAGGCAAAGAAAUACACCUGCCCGCUUAAGUCGCCAGGUGUGCGCCCCUCCUCGGUCCGCCCGGGUACCAUGCGCCACCCAACGCCACUGCAGAAUGAGCCACGGAAGAUCAGCUACAGCCGGAUCCCCGACAGUGAAACAGAGAGCGUUGCCUCAGCACCCAACUCGCCCCGCACGCCCCUUACGCCGCCCCCGGCCUCUGCCACCUCCAGCUCAACAGACGUCGGGAGCGUAUUCGACUCGCCCCAGGGUCCCUCAAGCCCCUUCCAUUCCAACUGCGACAGCAUUUUUGCCCCGGUCUCCUUACCACACGGCCCACGGUCGUCGUCGGUUUCCUCCAUGGUGAGUUUUCACAGAAGCACUGAAGAAGCCCCCGUCCCCCCGCCCGUGCCCCCUCGCAGACGCCCUGAGUCUGCGCCCGCAGAGUCUUCCCCUUCAAAGAUGAUGUCCAAGCACUUGGACAGCCCUCCGGCUAUCCCCCCGCGGCAGCCUACCACCAAGGCCUUCUCGCCACGCUACUCGCACUCAGCCGAGCGCACCUCAGUGUCAGAGCCACCCGACAGUCCGCCCACCCUUCCACCGCGGGAGCCUGUGAGAACGCCGGACGUCUUCUCCAGUUCCAGUAGCCCAUUACACCUGCAGCCGCCUCCACAGGGCCGUGCCCGCAGCAAUGAACCCACGCUGAGCCAGACCUUCUUUCCUUCCUCGCCAUUCGGCCCACUCACGCCGCCGCCACCCCCCACCCCCUCUCCCUCGCUGGGUUCGCGGAAGCACUUGCCCUCUCCUCCGCUCCUUGGGCCCAGUGGCCCGGACUAUUCUGGUGACUCGGCCCUUCUCCCCCUGGGAGGUUCAGCCGGACCCCCUGUGCCCCCCCGCCAGAGCACCAGCAGUGCCUCCCAAGCCAUCCCAAAGCUCCCCCCCAAAACAUACAAAAGGGAGUCUGUGUCACAUCCUUCUCUUGUCCAUCGGGAUGGCCUCCCUCUGCUGGAGAAUGCCAACCCCUCUUAAAUUGACUUUGUGUGUGAAUUGGGGAGGGAGUAGAGAAGUUGGGCGUUGGGGUUUUGGCUGAAAUUAACUAACACUAAAGACUUCAGACUUGAACAAAAAUGUAAUAAAUUGUUAUGUCAACUUUAAGACGCGCUAAAAAAAAAAGAGUGCCAGCGUAAAUUCUUACCUAGAUGGCAAAAUAAUCAUGUGCCCUUCAAACGAGAGAUGAUUGUCUUUUUUUCAUUCAAGUGCAGACCAUUGGAGAUUGCCUACAAAAAACCCUUCCGGGUGUCUUACUGUUGGUUUCAUUUCUUUGUUGAUUGUUGUGUUUGUUUGUAUGUAUCUUUGUCAUUGUCCAAUGUUUAUUUCAUUUAAAAAAACAUUUUUUUUAAGUGGAUCGGUUGCAACACUGCUUGCCCAUGAGCUUGGUGGACUACCCUUACAUAAACAUGAACCAGGACCACACAGGUCUACUGCACGCAGGAUGAUGGGACGAUAAAGACUGUUGACCAGUUUGAACAGACUCCAACUGAAUAGUGUUGUGACAUAUUGGAAUGUGAUAGGGUUGAACAAUUGACUAAAGUUACCCAUAUUGACCAGAGACAGACCAGAGAGAACUUGAGCCAUUAGGGUGUCGCAAACCCAUUUGACUUACCCAUAACAAAGGACACCGUUCUGUCCACCACAUUCGGAUCGAAAAAGGGACUCUUGUUGUUAAUGUUGUUUUAGGUUUUGUGUAGAGACUCUUAAUCAGAGGCGAGCAAGCGUGUGUGCGUGCCACUAGUUGACUACAGUACCAUGAUUUAAGGUACCUAUCCACACCAAAGAGGUACUUUUCAAGCAUUCAAGAAACACAAGAAGUGAUUGUUCUUUUGUUUGUGUUAGUACUUUUAUCUUAUGAUUAAUUUCUGUUUGGCCAAUGAGUAUGUAAAGAAAAUUAUGAUUGCCUUCUUUAAACAAGGGAAUAAAAGUGUUUCUACCAC
Molecule: messenger RNA, 6023 nt
Organism: Esox lucius (northern pike)
Lineage: Eukaryota; Metazoa; Chordata; Actinopteri; Esociformes; Esocidae
Product: son of sevenless homolog 1
Exons: 24
Coding region: 919-5061 (1380 amino acids)
Biological process (GO): positive regulation of GTPase activity; Ras protein signal transduction
Cellular component (GO): plasma membrane
Molecular function (GO): protein heterodimerization activity; guanyl-nucleotide exchange factor activity
Source: RefSeq, a predicted model, not a curated record